This is a messenger RNA of Ectocarpus sp. CCAP 1310/34, 1332 nucleotides long. NCBI's taxonomy places the organism in Eukaryota, Phaeophyceae, Ectocarpales, Ectocarpaceae. The record is from the annotation of a GenBank genome assembly.
UGCCAGGCACCGGCCUGCUGAGGUUCGUUUGUGACAUGAGAGCACGGGCACGGAUUGUUCUCCUGCUGGCACUUACAUACGUGCCGACAUCAUGUCCAUUUGUUCUGCAGCUCAUGCCGCCGCUGCGAUCUAAAUGCAAAUGCGAAGUACAUGCAACGGAGAGAUCAGUAGCAGAUCGAGGAGCAGGACGAUCGACCAUGGAGCUGGGACCGUUACAGCCCAGCUACGGACUGCGAGCAUCGACUAAAACCCCAGUGGUCCCAGUGUCACCGGUGACAACGCCGGCGAAUGAUCAGCUACCCGAAUGCCUACAGAGCGACGCCGUUUCCCACAUUCGAAACCCAUCAACAGGGUCGGAGAUCUGGCUGCUGGGAAUUAUUCACCAAGCGGAGCCUUAUGUGCAGUUGGUACAGAGCGUGAUCCGGGAGAUCAAGCCACAAGUCGUGAUGCUGGAAUUGGAUGCAGAGAGGACUUUCCUUUUGCCCCCAGGGACACCAUAUCAGGGUGAGGACAAGCUCUGGUGGUGGAAACCUGCGAAAGCUAAAGGGCGGAGACCUGGAGCUGUCAGCAACAGGAAGAAAGCGAAGCCCCGAAAGACGACACGAAACCAAAGAAAUUUUUACCAGGACGAACACGUAGGCGUCAGCGAAAUAUGGACAGCAGGCCGCGAGGCCCAGGCCUGCCGAGCGCGGGUUCUUCUUGGCGACAGGAGCAACGAGGUGUCGAAACGCCGAGAGCGAGAGGCGGAACGUGCUGACUCUCAGAUGCUUGCCGAGAUCACAGGCACCGAGCGGAAAGAGCUCGAGAGAGCUGGGAAGGAGUUGCAGAAGUUGACGGCACUGAUCGAGCGCCGACGGUCCUUUGGAUUCGAGGUGUGGGGGAAGGAGGUUCAGCCUAGCCGGCUUUCAUGCCAGAGACGCGCGCAAUUGUCCGAAAGCACAGCGAGUGGUAUAAGCUCUUGGGGCCAAAGGAGUUCGACGUUGUUGUCCGCGAGCGAGACGAGGUGAUGGCCAGCAGUCUCAUGGCUUUGGAACCGAGGCUGGGACUGGAAGCGAAGCACGCAUCCGUGGCAGUGGUCGGAUCUGCCCACCUUGAUGGCAUGGAAGGCAUCCUGGCAGCAAACGGCUAUGAUAUCCUCACGUAGUCCACGCCCCGAGAUAAUCGUUGUUUGUGUUUAGCGCUUGGGUGGUCAGCAGCGCCAGGCUUUGAAGUCGAAGGACCAGAGGCCUUGCGGUGGUUUGCCAGCGCAGCUGCCGUGACUUGUGGCGGGGCUAGGCUCAAUAUUCCUUAGUGAACCAAGGGCAUUGCUUCUUUCCCGGGUUCUAGGCCAAU